AUGAUCAACAGAUUCAACUCGUCAGAGAAGAUCUCUGAUCCUGAGUUUGACCGGAUCGUAAUGCAGAUCAAGGGCCUGGAUAAGCUCUUUGAGACUUUUGAGUCGAGCUUGCAGAAGCACCGCAUUUCCAUAUCAAGACUUUUGAGCCAUAGCAUUGCAAUUGGUGUUUGUAUGAGGGAGCUGAGUGAUCCCAGUCAUUUGGAAGGUGGAAUUGUGACCCAGCAGCAAACAAAAAUGUUUGAGAACGCAUCCAAGUAUGUGGAUCAGUACGAAUCUGUACAACCCGCCAUUGAGGAGGAAAACAGACUUUUCGAGGAGCGUGUUGGGGGCCAUUUGAAGAAAGUGUCAAAACAAAUCAAGGUCGCUAACAAAGCCAUCAAGGAACGCAACUACGCCAGCAUGGAUUACGAGAAGUAUCAGAUGGAUCUGAAGAAGCUUUCCGAGAAGCCCGAUUUGUCUUUGAAAGAGCACAAACGGAAAUUUGAGGUCACCAAAAAGUUGGAUGAGGCAAAAACCAAGUACGAGCUUCUAAACACAAAAUUGAAGAUGGAGUUGCCUUUAUUCAUGCUCAUUAUUCGUCAGAUCAUGAGCCAGAUCUUUGUGAUGACGUACUUUGCUACUUAUAGCAUAUUCUACAAUCUUUACAACAGCUGUGCUGCUAUUUCUCAGGAGUUCAACAUUGACAUUGAGGGAUUGCAGUACGACACCGAUUUUGUGGCUAUGCGCGCAGAGUUUGAGAAGAACCAGAAGCAUGCAGUGGAUACCCUAGACCAACUGUCUGUUGUGAAUUUCCACCAAAUCACUUUGAAUAAGCUCCAAUUGAAAGUGUUGGAAACCACUGCUCCGUCCGAGCUUUGCGUUGCAAUGUAUGAUUUCCACGGAUCCCAGGCCGAAGACUUGAGCUUCCGCGAGGGCGACCGUAUCAAGAUCUUGGAGAAGAACGAAUCUGGCUGGUGGAACGGUAUGAAACUUAAGGACGGCAGUGUUGGAAUUUUUCCUUAUAAUUAUGUGAAUUUAAUCUAA
Ogataea philodendri is the source of this 1023-nucleotide messenger RNA. RefSeq lists its product as uncharacterized. The transcript has a single exon. NCBI's taxonomy places the organism in Eukaryota, Fungi, Ascomycota, Pichiomycetes, Pichiales, Pichiaceae. The record is from RefSeq and is a predicted model, not a curated record. Gene Ontology annotation, biological process: plasma membrane tubulation; actin cortical patch localization; endocytosis. Gene Ontology annotation, cellular component: Rvs161p-Rvs167p complex; actin cortical patch; medial cortex. Gene Ontology annotation, molecular function: lipid binding; protein binding. The coding region runs from base 1 to 1023 and encodes 340 amino acids.